Glarea lozoyensis ATCC 20868 is the source of this 1224-nucleotide messenger RNA. Its product is annotated as Acid protease. The coding region runs from base 1 to 1224 and encodes 407 amino acids. The record is from RefSeq and is a predicted model, not a curated record. The transcript has 3 exons. Gene Ontology annotation, molecular function: aspartic-type endopeptidase activity. Lineage: Eukaryota; Fungi; Ascomycota; Leotiomycetes; Helotiales; Helotiaceae. Gene Ontology annotation, biological process: proteolysis.
AUGUUGUCUGUGGUUACACUUCUGGCCCUCGCUGCUGCAGUUCAAUCUGCUCCGGCUCCUCCAUCUAUCCAGUCGGUCCCAGCACCAGAAAUUAUUGGCGCUACCCAAUUCACAGCACCAGCUGUUAAGAACCCAGCGUAUGUCCGUAAUGGAACUGCUGCUCUUCUCAAAGCAUAUGCCAAGCAUAAUCUUGUGCCUACUCAGGAGUUCUCUGCUGCUUUUUUAGCCGAGUUGAGCCAACUUAAGAAGCGUCAAGAUAGUUCGGCCACGGCAGUUCCAUAUCAGGGUGCGGAAUAUCUGGUCAGCACGACUGUUGGAGGUCAGAAGUUGAACCUCGACUUCGACACGGGAUCAGCAGAUUUAUGGGUAUUCUCAAGUUCUCUAUCAACCGCAAGCAAGCAAGGUCACAACGUCUACACCGCAUCCAAAAGCUCCACCUACAAGUCCCUCAGCGGCUACACCUGGAGCAUCCAGUACGCUGACGGAAGCGGCGCCUCUGGAACGGUAGGAACAGACACCGUAACAAUCGGCGGCACAACCGUCAAAAACCAAGCCGUCGAGCUCGCCACAAAGGUCUCCUCAUCCUUCGUCUCCGACGGCUCGGACGGUCUCGUUGGUCUCUCAUUCAGCAACAUCAACACUGUCCAACCAGUUCAACAAAAAACCUUCUUCGACAACGCCAAAUCCUCUCUCGCUUCUCCCCUCUUCGCAGCCUACCUCCCCCUUAACGCCAAUGGCGCCUAUGACUUUGGAUACCUUGACACCACAAAAUAUAGUGGCACUCCCGUCUACGCUGCCGUCUCCUCUGCUGGCGGCUUCUGGGAAUUUCCUUCUACAUCUUAUAAAGUCGGAUCGACCGUCCACAGCACCUCAUCCUCCGUCACCGGAAUCGCUGAUACUGGAACCACCCUCAUCCUCAUGACCGACGCCGUCGUGUCCGCCUAUUACGCGCAAGUAUCCGGCGCAAAGAACACUGCUGAUGGUUACACAUUCCCAUGUUCCGCUACCCUUCCAUCUCUGAGUUUCAGGAUCGGAAGCACAAGUUACGCAACGAUUCCUGGCAAGUUGUUGAACUUCCAGGUGUACAGCGGAAGCACUUGUUACGGAUCCCUCCAGAGUGUCGGUGGUGGCUCGCAGCAUAUCUAUGGAGAUGUGUUUUUCAAUGCUUACUACGGUAUCUUUGAUGCUAGCCAGCCGAGGUUCGGCUUUGCUGCUAUCAAAUAG